Messenger RNA from Boleophthalmus pectinirostris (great blue-spotted mudskipper), 800 nucleotides. Its product is annotated as nucleoside diphosphate kinase B-like. Bases 100 to 561 code for a protein of 153 amino acids. The record is from RefSeq and is a predicted model, not a curated record. The transcript is spliced from 5 exons. Gene Ontology annotation, molecular function: nucleoside diphosphate kinase activity. Lineage: Eukaryota; Metazoa; Chordata; Actinopteri; Gobiiformes; Gobiidae. Gene Ontology annotation, biological process: CTP biosynthetic process; GTP biosynthetic process; UTP biosynthetic process.
UAUAAAACCUCAGUGCGCAGGUCCGUUCGUUCUUCUCCCACCUUAAGCCGAAGCGUCACAGUGUGUCCUGUCCCCGGAGAACCAUCGCAGAGAAUCAUCAUGGCCGAUCAUGAGGAGCGCACAUUCAUCGCAGUCAAGCCCGACGGUGUGCAGAGGGGUCUCAUCGGGGAAAUCAUCAAGAGGUUCGAGCAGAAGGGAUUCAAGUUGGUCGGCUUGAAAAUGCUCCAGGCGUCCCAGGAGCUGCUGCACAAGCACUACGCAGACCUGUCCUCCAGGGGCUUCUUCCCCUCCCUCAUCGCUUACAUGAGCUCCGGACCAGUGGUUGCUAUGGUGUGGGAAGGCAAGGGAGUGGUGGCGACCGGCCGCGUGAUGCUGGGCGCCACAAACCCUGCCGACUCUGCCCCCGGGACCAUCAGAGGGGACUACUGCAUCCACGUCGGCAAGAACGUCAUCCACGGCAGUGACUCAGUGGACAGCGCCAAGCAGGAGAUCUCCCUGUGGUUCACACCAGAGGAGCUCGUCACCUACCAGAGCUGUGCCUUCAACUGGCUGUACGAAUGAGCCCACGCCCGCCCGCAGUCUCCCAGGGACCACCGCACACUGGCCUCACGUUCCCUCAUGUCCACUGUAGCCUAGGCAACGGUUCCUCCUCUUCUGUGCAGGCUCUGGACUCCUGCAUGUCAGAGCCCGGGCUGAUGGCACUUAUUCCCUUUAGAAACAUUCCAUCUCAUUCCACUCUAGUUCAUCUCCGUUGUGUCAUUUGUUAAGGGUGAAACUUUCCAAUAAAAUUCCACAUUAAA